Molecule: messenger RNA, 2130 nt
Organism: Cololabis saira (Pacific saury)
Lineage: Eukaryota; Metazoa; Chordata; Actinopteri; Beloniformes; Belonidae
Product: leukemia inhibitory factor receptor-like
Exons: 15
Coding region: 1-2130 (709 amino acids)
Biological process (GO): cytokine-mediated signaling pathway; immunoglobulin mediated immune response
Cellular component (GO): external side of plasma membrane
Molecular function (GO): protein binding; cytokine receptor activity
Source: RefSeq, a predicted model, not a curated record
AUGAGUGUCCCGCGGUGCCGGCCCCAGAACCUGACCCUGACCGGCUCGGACCGGAACCUCCUGCUAACGUGGGAAGAUCCCCCAGCAUGCAUUUCACCGCGCGACCCGCUCGUCUACGAGUUGACGGUUCUGAUGGAGGACAAACAAGUCCACCAGGAGGAGGUUGCCGUGGCGACGGCGCGGGCCGGAGCCCCGCACCGCUGGAGCUGGACGUCCCCCGUCCCGCUGGAGUGCGUCUCCCACUCCGUCCGGCUGAGCCGCCGCUACGACGGCGGAGCUCCGUGGGAGGAGACGCGGACGCUGCCCGGGCUUGGCGGCUCCAGGGCCGUAGGCGUGUUCCCCCGGGACCAGAUGUUCCGGGUGGGCAGCGAGGCCACGUUCUGCUGCGUCCCCGCCCCCGGGGAGACGUCCAGGGACAUGUACGUGAACGGCGACUACGCUGCCCCGCUCAGCACCACGCGGCUGGGGAAUCGCAGCUACGCCCUCACCGUCCGCCUGGACCGGACAUCGCCGCGCUGCGUCGACGUGAAGUGCAGGACGGACCGCAGGGAGUACGGAGCCUGCACCUUCAUCUCUGAGCCCCCCCAGGACCGGGACCUGCAGUGUGAAACCAGGGACCUGGAGUCGGUUCUGUGUCGCUGGACUCCGGGCUGGGACUCGGACAGGACCGUCUACAGCCUCCUGGGCAGCCCGUGUGCCCCCCCGGUCGGCGGCCGCUGCUCCCAGGACACGGACGUGGGCGUGGGCCGGCAGAACUGGACCCUGACGGCCCAGAAUCCCCUGGGAACGCUGGUCCUGCGCGACGUAGCCGAGCUAGCCCAGCGAGUCCGCAUGUUCGCCCCGGUGGGCGUGGCCGCCGCCAGGGUGGACGCCCGCAGCGCUAGCCUGGCGUGGCGGUGGGCGGAGCCGCGCUACCGCAGCCUGGACCUCACCUGCCAGGUCAGCGCCGAGCACGGCCGAGGACCUAGCGUGCAGAGGAAUUUCUCCGGACUCGGCCUCGACUCCGCCCUCCUGGACCAGCUGCAGCCGGACUCCACCUACCGGGUCCGGGUUCGCUGCUGGACGACCCGCCACUCGUGGAAAUGGGGCGACUGGAGUGACGGCGUGCACGUGCACACGCACGGCGACGGUGGGUGGACUCUAGGACCCAGGGGAGAUGGAGAUUUUAGUGUUUCAAUUAGGGAUGCCCCGAUUCCAGAUGCUCUGGACGUGUGGGGGCGCGAGGGGGGGGACGGCGGCCUCGUGCUGUGGAAGAAGCCAGCAGCCAAUCAGAGCCACGGCCUGAUCCAGCAUUACCAGGUGGUCUGGGGACCAAUCAGAGAGCAGGUCCCCGCCCACCAGCUGAACCUCACCCGGAGGGGGCGGGGCCUGGACCUGGUCGUCACGGUAACCGCCUGGAACCAGAACGGCAGCUCGGCUCCGGCGACGCUCGACAUUCCGCGAUACAGAGCAGGGACGAACGUUUCUCGGAUCUCCGGAAACCAGCGAGGUCUCAGCCUGUCCUGGGCUAGCACUUCCGUAGCCACCUGCGGCUACAUCGUGGACUGGACUCCCUCGGCGGGACGAGGCCCGCUGGACUGGCGGAAACUCCGGCCUGAUCAGACCACCUUCACCGUUCCGUCAGAGAACCUCCUGAAGGGAGUGAGGUACCUGUUCUCCGUCUACGCCUGCACUUCGGGAGCUCCGGUGCUCCUCCAGGAACGAGAAGGCUACGCCGAAGAGACAAAAAUGGAGAAGCUGCUCUUCAGGUCUCUGCGGCUCCAGCAGCAGGACGACGGGGUGAAGCUGCUGUGGGAACCGUUCCCUCUGCAGGAGCAGAGCGCCUUCAUCCUGGGAUACUCGCUGUACUGCUGGAAGGAGGAGGAGGAGGAGAAGAAGGAGGAGCUCAGUAUCAGUCACACGGCCGACCCUGAGUCCUGCAGCCUGACGGCCGGGAAGCUGGGAGCCGGUUCCUACCGGUUCAUGGUGGCGGCGCGGACGGCUCUGGGGGAGUGUGGCAACACCAGCAUCACGGCCACCAUCAACCGCCCCGCCGGGGCCUGGAUCACGGCCGUGUUGGGGGCCGUCGGGGCCGUGCUGGGGCUGCUGGGAUUGGCCGCCGCGGGCUGCUACAGCCACUGGGACUGGUGA